Messenger RNA from Anopheles funestus (African malaria mosquito), 649 nucleotides. Its product is annotated as zinc finger HIT domain-containing protein 3. The coding region runs from base 64 to 522 and encodes 152 amino acids. Lineage: Eukaryota; Metazoa; Arthropoda; Insecta; Diptera; Culicidae. The record is from RefSeq and is a predicted model, not a curated record. Gene Ontology annotation, cellular component: nucleus; pre-snoRNP complex. The transcript has 3 exons. Gene Ontology annotation, biological process: snoRNA localization; box C/D snoRNP assembly; maturation of LSU-rRNA from tricistronic rRNA transcript (SSU-rRNA, 5.8S rRNA, LSU-rRNA). Gene Ontology annotation, molecular function: protein binding.
AACUGUCAAACCCGCUGUCAAUCGUGUUUUGUUUACAUCAGCACGCGCUAACAAUUAUUCGAAAUGCUUGCAGACUGUGAAAUUUGUAACACAAACGAGCAUAAAUACCGGUGUAAGAUCUGUUCCUUACAUUACUGUUCGGUAGUUUGUUACAAGAAACACCAAGAGCAACCAUGUGCACCACCACCACCUGCAGCAGCAUCCGAAACAGCAAUUCGGGAAGAUUGUAUCCCGAAGAAAAUCAUAUUAUUCAGCACAUUGGACACCGUUCCUGCGGAAAAGCUAGAGCUGCUCGGUCAAAGUGAACAUUUGAAAAAUCUGCUGUACAAUCCGCAUUUAAGACAACUGCUGACGGAGAUUGAUAAUGCCCGUGAUGGAAUGAAUGCAAUCAAGGUCGCUAUGAUGGAACCGCUUUUUGUGGAGUUUGCCGACGAAUGUCUCCGGCUAGUUGAACCAGAGUCGGACAAAUCGCAAGAUAAUCUGCACGAGCUUGUGUUCACCAACCGGCAACAUCGGCGAUAGCGUAACAUUGUGAUAUUGUGCUCAAGAUUCUGUACAUAUUCGAUUGUUCUUUGUAUUAUCAGUCCAAAAAUAAUUACAGUUCAACACUUAAAUAGUAGAAAAAGAACAGAACAAAAAGAUAGACGAA